GAUGCAGAGUCAACUCAUCGACAACAUCACUCUGGCACUUGAUGCAGUGUCACCCUUUUUUUAAGUGGCAGUGCUCUGCAUGCCACGCGACGAUGGGGGGCAUUGGUAAGGCGUUUCCCCUGAAACGUUGUGCGGUGCAGUAAGAGGAUCUCGUACAGCGUGGGAGAAGUGGACCGGGCGUUUUGCUUUUCGAAUUUUUCUUACCUGUUGAAUCAAAAAAAAAAAUGAAGAAAUUCCUCCAGAAUAAGAAAGGGAGAUACUCCUUACGGCAGAACAAACCGGGUCCUCGGUAUCCACCCAAAGAUUUUUUCCUCACCAUGCCAGCGUCCAACCAGGGCUGGCCAGAGGAGUUUGGUUUUCAGAUAGGAGGCAAUGGGCCCAGCUACAUCCUGACUGUGGAGGACGGAAGCAGUGCUCAUUUGUCUGGACUGCAACCUGGAGACCAGGUCUUGGAGAUCGAGGGCCAGAACGUUUCCAGUCUUAGUGCUCAAGAGGUCAUUGCCCUUGCCCAAUCACAACGAAACAUCCCGCCCAGUAUUGGAGUAGUUUCACGCAUCCAGCAGAUGGAUAUCACUCCGGGCCCUGACGGUCGCUUCGGUUUCACUAUCGUGGGAGACUGCCCCCUGCUGGUGGAGGAUUGCUCCCCCUGCUCCCCAGCGGGUCGCAGUGGUCUCAGAGCAGGAGAUUAUGUCAUGGAGGUGAAUGGGAUCCCAGUGAAGCACCAUGAGAUGGCGGCCGCUUUGAUAAAGGCCUCUCAGGGCCGCACGCUGCGUCUUGGGGUGCUGUGUAUGGGCAGUCGCCAGAAACGAAGCAGCGGGAGUCUGGAGGGCUCUCAGAAAGACACAGACGGCUUGCGCCAAGACCGCAAACACAAGGCUCUGGAGUUCAAUAGGAGGGUCGAGGAGAUUUUGAGGAAUGAACCAGAGGUGAAAGAGAAACUGUUUGCUGUACUGAAACAGUUUGCUGCUGAGAGGAAGGUGGACUGGCUUGCUUCCAUUCUUCCCGACAUCUUGACAACCGAAGAGCAGCAACAGCUCAUCUCAAACAUCAGGAUCUUCAUCCCCAAGAAGCAUCGGCAGCGCUUUGACGAGGCCGUUUCUCAGAGUCUCAUCAACCGCAUGUGCCGCAGCAAGAGCCUGGGCGAGCCCCAAAACAGACUCCGCCGAAGCCGAAGUCAAGACCACCAUGAGCGUCCGCAAGGCUCCAAACGGGCCAGUUCUGUGCCCAGAGAUACCGGCGAUGACCCGGCCCAACCCGAGCGUGGCCUUAGGAAGAGCACCACCAUGAUUCCCAGCCACUAUGUCACUGGAGCCAACCAGAGAACCAUCCGUGUGUACAGGGGUAAGAAGAGUUUUGGGUUUACUCUGAGAGGUCACGCUCCUGUGUGGAUCGACUCAGUAAUGCCAGGUAGUCCAGCCGAGGGAUGUGGCCUUAAACCAGGAGACCGCAUAUUGUACCUCAAUGGCCUAGACAUGAGGAACUGCUCCCAUGAGAAGGUGGUGUCUAUGCUGCAGGGCAGCGGUGCCAUGCCCACUCUGGUGGUGGAAGAGGGCCCUGUAGAUUAUCCCCUCUCAGAUUCCGAGCCGGAGGAGACCCCCACCAUCCCGCGCUCGCGCUCCCCGGCCCUCAGCUCCCUGCAGUGGGUGGCCGAGAUCCUGCCUCCCAGCAUCCGCGUGCACGGCCGUACCUUCAGCCAGCAACUCGAACACCUCCUCACCCUGCAAGAAAGAUACACCAUUUGCAAAGCUCUGGAGACCUUCUUCCAGCACAGGAAUGUGGACACGCUCAUUGUAGAUGUGUUUCCUGUGCUGGACACUCCGGCCAAGCAGUUGAUUUGGCAGUUUAUUUACCAGCUGCUGACCUACGAGGAACAGGAACACUGCAAGAGCAAGAUCGCCCGCUUCCUGGGCUUCAAGAGUGCAGAACCAGAGAUAGGUCCAGAAACCCACAGACGGAGCAGCUCCAUGCGAGUGUCAGGUACCUCUCACAAAAACCCUGUGAGAGAGAGAAGCUCAGACGACUGCAUUAUUGGCACUCACCUGGGAAUGGGAACAUUCACUGACCCUGUGACUCCAGAGGAAAGACAGUGUGGGGAUGGGACUUCCUUCCCAGAGUCCCCAGAUCUCAGCCACAUGUCAGGAGUGUACACGGAGCUUGAGAACAUGUUUCCCGGGAAGAGCAACCAGUCUCUCCAGAGUCACUCCUCACCCAGGGCUGUCGGCAUGGGCCACUCUGAGAACAAUACAUACACUCAGUCUUUCACACACAGUAACGCAGGGAACCGGAAGCCAGGCCUCUCUCUUACAUGGACUGAAUCUUUUCCUGGCCCUCAGUUCGAGCCUUACCAGCAGACUGUUGCUUCUCCAGACAGUGUGGACUCUAAUCCUUAUGUUAGUUUAGACAGCCCCCCGGCCUCCCCUCUGCCUUCUGAUGAACCCAGUCCUCUGCCCCAGCGCAGGAAGCUCUUCACCUUCUCACGUCCACCUCGCAGCCGAGACACUGACAAGUUUCUGGAUGCUCUGAGCGAGCAGCUGGGACACCGGGUCAAUAUCGUGGAUGACUUUAAGGGAGGGGAGAAUGACUAUGAAGAGAUGAGUUUCCAGGAUGAGCAGGAAGUGAACAUGCUGCCUCACGAGUUAAGCAGUGCCAGCAGUGAAGACCACAGUAGCAGCGAUGACUCCACCUCGGUCUCCUACUCCUCAGGGUCUGACCACAUCCCUCCUCCACCUCAGAGUCCUCCGCCUCCACCACCUCCCAUCCAGUUCACCGACCCACCCUCGCCCCUUCCCCUCACCCCAGAGCACCUGCCCCAGCCUCCCCCAGCCUUCCAGCACCACCCCAUCAUAGCUCCGCCCCCACCUCCACCUCGCUCCUUCCUCACUAACCGCCCCUCAUUGCACAAGGUGCUCCCGACUAAUGAGGAGCUCAGAGCCCAGCACACCCGUCCCCGACGCUCCUCUCCCCAGCCCAGCGCUCCAUCCAUUCUCCAGCUGCACCAACCGAAGGCUCACCCCAUCCUACAGUCAUCCCCGCGUACCUCCCCUCAACCCCCGCACGCAGCCACACAGCACACUCACCUACGUCAUCCCACCCAGUCUAUCUACCAGAGCCAGCAGACCACCGCUCCCAGAACGUCCCCUAACCUGACCAAACAAAAGAGCCUCCAUUCCCAGCACUCACAACAGAGCUAUGAUAGCACGCUGUCGACCAAGGUUCCCCCGCCACCACCGCCUCCUUUACCCCCACCUUGUGAUCCUCCACCUUUGCCCAAAGCCAGCCCUAAAGCCUCCGACAACAACCACAUGAGCGUGAAGAGACUGCGCUGGGAGCAGGUGGAGAACUCUGAAGGAACUAUCUGGGGACAGCUUGGAGAUGAUCCUGAUUAUCAUAAACUCAGUGACAUGGUCAAGUAUCUGGAUCUGGAUCUGUAUUUCGGCACACAGAGGAAUUCCAUCUCUCUUCCAGAGCCCACUUUCCUGCCCGAGAACUUUAAAAAGAAAGACGUGGUCGAGAUUCUAUCCCAUAAAAAGGCCUACAACGCCUCUAUCCUCAUAGCGCAUCUAAAGCUGUCCCCGAAGGAGCUGCGAGAAAUCCUCAUGACCAUGAGCACCGAGCGCCUGGAACCCGCACACAUUAAACAACUGUUGCUUUACGCUCCCGAUGACGAGGAGGUCAAACAGUUUCAGCAUUACGACCAGGACCCCGCCAAACUUAGUGACCCGGACCAGUUUGUCCUACAGAUGCUGCUAGUUCCCGAGUAUAAAACCAGACUGAGGAGUCUUCUGUUUAAGACCACUGUGCAGGAGAAAACAGAAGAAAUGAGAGGCGCUUAUGAUUGCAUAUACAAAGCCUCAUUAGAGCUCAAAAACAGCAAGAGGCUGGCCAAGAUCCUGGAGUUUGUUUUAGCAAUGGGAAAUUAUCUGAAUAAUGGUCAGCCCAAGACGAAUAAAACAACAGGAUUCAAAAUUAAUUUUCUUACUGAGCUGAACACAACAAAAACAGUUGAUGGAAAGUCGACUUUCCUCCAUAUUCUUGCCAAAUCCUUAUGCCAACACUUCCCAGAACUCCUCGACUUCGCCAGGGACCUCAUAACAGUGCCACUAGCCGCCAAAGUCAAUCAGAGGACCAUUACUGCUGAGCUCAGUGACCUUCACUCCACCAUCCAGGACAUAAGAACCGCCUGUGUGAAAAUCCCAGCUACUGCAGAGGAUUGCUUCGCAUCGGUUAUGAGUAGCUUUCUGGAAAACUGUCAUCCGGCUGUGCAGUCCCUAGACUCCUUGCAGCAAAGAGCGAUGGAUGAGUUCCACAAAGUGGCCUCCUACUUCGGAGAAGACAGCAAGACCACGACCACAGAAACCUUCUUUGGCAUCUUCGCUGAAUUUAUCUCCAAAUUUGAAAGAGCACUGAGCGAGACGCAAGGAACAGAAAACCCCAGAAGCCCCCGAAUAGCCUCGCCGCUGGCAUGGUGAAACCAACAGCAUCCGCCGUUUCUAACCCAGAACGCCCAUGUGCCAAUAAAAACAGGGAACUUGAUAGCGCGAAGGGAAAUUAACCUUACAUUAAACGUCUUAGAUGAAUGAAAAAUAUCUUUAGAAUAAAAAAUAUAUAUAUUUUAUACAGAACUUCAGUGUGUUUAUCGAGAAAGUAUAUUAAUAUAGCCUAAUACUAAUCAUUUUGAGAUAUGCAGCUGCUAGAGAAUGUAACAGGAACAUGCACACUUCAGGUGGAGAGGAUUGAUGGUAUUUUUGAUGGUAUAUUUUGGUACCGAGGUGACUGAAUCUUUUCAUGAUGGACUUACCCAUCCUCAAGCCAAAUGUAUUUUAACACACACAGAAAAGUAAAAAAAAAAAAAAAAAAAAAAAGUUUUAAAUUCUUCACAGUAUUAGUGUUUUAUUGUUGUACUCCCGUUGUGAUACGCCGAUACUAUAGCAAAACAAGAGUGCACCCUUCAUAUGUGAAGAUAAAACUAUUUUCCAAAUGAUCAUUUGUAUUUUAUUGCAAUAUUAGUUGUACAACUGAUCGGUGGUUUCAUCCCGCAUGAGAAUCCGUGGUAGGUUUUCAACUAUGAAAAGAAGAUGCUUCACAUUAUUAAACGGCAGAAGGGUACACAUAUCAUCUGUGUUCUUUUAAAAUGAGUAUGUAGCUUGUCUGAAUUUUUUUUUUAGGUACUAUUGUUUAAGAUAACCCGAUGCAUUUCUUCCUGACAUCUUCUGUUCUUGAACAAAUGCAUGAUCUUCCUUACUGCCUGUUCUUGUCAUCUUUGUGUAUUUUUCUUAGUUUCUUGUCAGAACCAAUCAACGAGGAGAACACCUACGAUUUGCAUUUGCAUGUAGCAGAGUAUUUCUAUUUAUGUAAUGUAUCCCUGUUUUGAUUGUUUCUGUAUCGAUUUGUUAUACUGAAUAUGUUUUACCAAAUUAAUUAGCUGUAAAGUAAUAUUUGUGUACAAAUUGUUGGGUGUGUUACUAACCAAGUGUUUUCCCGAGCAGUUCUAUAUCGGCUUCAAUAUUGACGGGCCACAUAUUGCUGCGUUUUAAUCAGAUGUCUAAUUUGUUUUGCCUGAAUAAAUACGCUUUUGCGGAAAUUCA
Molecule: messenger RNA, 5585 nt
Organism: Puntigrus tetrazona (Sumatra barb)
Lineage: Eukaryota; Metazoa; Chordata; Actinopteri; Cypriniformes; Cyprinidae
Gene: grid2ipb
Product: glutamate receptor, ionotropic, delta 2 (Grid2) interacting protein, b
Exons: 23
Coding region: 225-4469 (1414 amino acids)
Molecular function (GO): protein binding
Source: RefSeq, a predicted model, not a curated record